AUGUGUGGCUCGGCGUCAGUCGGCAUUGUCCAGGAUAGACACAGAGCAGCUCUGGCUACUGGGAGUACAUUUGCACACGAGAUGGGCCAUCUUUUUGGAAUGGAUCAUGACUCUGGUGCCUGCUCUUGUCCAGACAGUCGCUGCAUAAUGGCAGCAAGCAUCAACACUUUAAACCCACCGCAACAAUGGAGCACCUGCAGCGUAGCCACAUACAACAGUGUCGUCUCGAGAACGUUCAACAAUCUGGCCAGGUGCCUCCACAACGUGCCGUCCGACAUCCUCGGUGACCCCGUGUGCGGCGAUGGGAUUCAGGAGGAGGGAGAAGUGUGUGAUUGUGGCUCUCCUCAGGAGUGCACCGAUCCAUGCUGUGAUGCCAGGACAUGCAGACUGGUAGCAGAGGCUCAGUGUCACAAAGGGGAGUGCUGCAACAGCCAGUGUCGCUUCAAGGAUUCUCUCUCGAUGUGCAGACCUUCAGCAGGGCAGUGUGACAUUGAGGACUACUGUACCGGCCUGUCUUCUGACUGCCCGGCUGACGUUUUUGUCCAGGACGGUACCACGUGCAAUAAUGACCAGUGGUACUGCUUUUCUGGGCAGUGUAAGACUUACAACGAACAGUGCCAGAGACAUUUUCUGACAAAUAAGGGACACGAUAACUGCUUUAGCUUCAACACAGACGGUAGCCAUUUUGGAAACUGUGGCUCUGACGGAACUUCGUAUAUUUCAUGUCGACCUCAUGCUUUCACAACUUACGUGGGUGCGGAUAUUGUGAGCCCCGGGCUAGUGGAAGAUGGAGUCAAGUGUGGGAGAAACAAAUGGUGCUAUGAGCAGCAGUGUCGCGACUUUUCAGUCACACCAUGCCCCAGAGGGCCCAAUGCGGAAAUCUGCUCUGGCAAUGGAAAAUGCAACAACGAUGACCAAUGUACCUGUCUAAAUGGUUUCUCAGGCUCAACCUGCGAGAUCAGACCAAUAAUCAACGAGUGUGCACUGGGUAUACACAACUGUGAACAUGUGUGCAUCGAUACACUAGAAGCAUUCGUAUGCGCCUGCAAUUUCGGCUACAUACUCGAAUCUGAUGGUCAUUCCUGCACGCUUGACUGUGGAGGCCGACUAACUGCAAUCUCUGGGAGCUUUCAGACCCCAGGCUGGCCUAAUGCCUACCCAUCAGAAAACUUCCGGUGUGAAUGGAUCAUUGAUGUCUCUGGUGCUGGAAGUAUAGAAUUCACCAUGGACCAGACUGCAUUUGGUAUCCUUGGAAAUCCCUUGUCAUCGUGCCCGACUGAUUACCUCCAGUUCUUUGAUGGGACUAGCAGUAACUCCAACUCCCUCGAGAAGAUAUGUGGUGUUCACUCUCACUAUGAAGGAACCCUCCCUGUCAUUUCCACCACCUCUUCAUCAGCAAGAGUUGUGUUCACUGGAAGCAAUCUACGACGUCCGCUCAGUAGAGUUGGUGUGAAAGUCAAC
Geodia barretti is the source of this 1461-nucleotide messenger RNA. The record is from the annotation of a GenBank genome assembly. NCBI's taxonomy places the organism in Eukaryota, Metazoa, Porifera, Demospongiae, Tetractinellida, Geodiidae.